AUGCCAGGAGAUAAAAUGGAAAAGGCUAUGAAGGCACUACAAGAAUCCAUCGAAGCAAUGAAUGCUAAAAUGGAUACCAACCUUGAAGUGAUCAACAAAAGAAUGGAUAGCAAUUACGACUUAAUUAACAGAAAAAUGGAAGAAAAACAAGAAGAACACAUUAACUAUCGAGAACAAUUUCAACAGAGUUUAAACGCUUUGAAGUUAAUGAACAACGAUUUAACUAAUAAAUUAUUGGAAUUAAAGACAAAGGAUGACGAAGAAAGAAAGGCUUUGUACGAUGCAUCAAUUGAGUUCAACAGUUUCCAACAGGAACAGGAAAAAUUAAAAAAGAAAGCAAAGGAACUUGGUGUAGAAUUAAAACAAGAGAGAGAGCAAGCUGAAGCAGUUUUUAAUCUCGAAGAACAAGCUUUAAAUACCAAGUUUGAACAAGAAGACAAGGAAUUAUCAAACAUUACAAAAGGAAUCACUGACGAUUUACCUUUAUACUUGCAAAAUUUCAAAGGAGAACUUAUUAAUGAAGUUCAAACACUAAUCGCUCAACAAGAACAACCAACUCAAGAUAAAACCGCUAUUAAUGAAAAACAAAAAGAAAAAUUACUAUUAACAAAAAUAAGAAAACACUCCCCCUUAAUUAUAAUGGAUGAACAACACCGGAUCGCAGCAGCAUGUAACAAAAGUUUUGUAGACGUUACUCUAAUCCCUACAACCUCUAUGGUAGUAGAAAACAUAUACACAAAAGAUAAUACAGCUGCAAUUCUAGAAAUCCAACAAGCACUUAUUAACAAACGAGUACAAUAUAGUGACUGGAGCAUGUUUCUUUCACUGUGCUGUAAGAGCAGCGCUGCGCACCAUUUAAGAGACGCAAGAGGAAAUAUUAUGUCAUGGAAAGAUUGUAUACUAAGUAUCUAUAAAUAUUUCAAUUUUCAGAAAUCUGCUUCACAGGCAGAAGAUGAACUAGUUAACCGACAAAUUACGGAUGGUGAAAAUGUGACAAUGUUCAUGUUACAACUUACAGAAAUGGCAAACGCAAAAAGAUCAACCAAUCUUUUUCCUAUAUUACUAAGAAAGUUGAAGUUAAUAAUGAGACAACAAUUUCCCACUAUAAAAAUUCCAAAUUUCUCCGAUUUUAGCAAUUAUGAAGAUGUCGUUGGAUAUAUAAAUGAAUUUUUACCAGAAGAUCAAAUAUACACAAAUAGCAACACACAAACCACUAACUUAUUCGCUUUACAAAAUUAUCAAAACAAAAAUAGAAACAUAGCUAAGAAAAUUCUUUUUUAUUGCACAAAUUGUACAUGUAAUAAAUGCAGAAACAUCAAUAGUUACCAAAAUAAAAAACCAGGUUUCUGUCUAAACUGUUCGUGCACAAAAUGUAAUAAUACCAAAACCAAGUACUACCAAAACAAACGAACAAACAACGGAUCACUAACAAACAAAAAAUACAAUAUAAAUGAAAUCCAAAUAGCUAACAACAACGAAGAAAAUCCUUACCACGAACAAAAUGACAGCGAUUACUCUCGUCAAUUCACAACUAUCGAAAUAAACGAAGAAACCGAUUCAGAUGAAGAACAAGACAUAAAUAAUGAAAUACUCGACAGCUAUAUCGAAAGCUAUUCAGACAAUACACAAAACGAUGCAGAACCUUCCGUUCAAGUUAACUCCUUACAGCUAAAUAAUACCGAAAUUAAUCAUUUCAAUGAUAAACAACCUAACCUAAUUUUUGACACUGGCGCUGACGCGAAUUUCAUAUAUCAACCCAUUCUACAAACCCAUCAACACAAACUUCAUAACCUAAUAAUUACCAUAAUUGACACUAUCCACUGUACUCCCAUUCUAAUAAAACCUGCUAUAGGAAAUACAUAUAUAAUUGACAAAAUCGCAAGGGUCAAGAUACAAACCAACAAUUUCCAUAUUGAAGAAAAAUUCUUCAUAAUUCCCGAACAACGAACUAAUAUAAUUUUUGGAAAACCACUAUUAAAACUUUUGAAGUACCAACUACAGGAGAACCACGAAUCUAUUGAAAUCAACGGAACACGCGUGAUCAUCCCCACUGUCAAUCCCUUACUAAACAACCAACCACAUAUACGACUAAUAAAGCAAACUGAGAUCAAAGAACAGUUGCGUCAGCAAUAUCCACUAGUAUUCGCCGAAGCUACUCUUAACACAAAGAAAACAAAACAUAAUUACAUUGCUUUUGUACGACUCAACAACUUUCCAUACCAUAAACCCAAAGCAUAUUUUACUAACCAAUUACAACGACAAGCUAUCCAACAAUUUAUUACACAAUCCCUAGAAUCCCACAUGAUAUCUCCAAUAGCUACCGACGAGUUAGUAGCGCUUAGUCCCGUUUUCCCUAUACAACAAUCCAAGGAUAAAAUUAGAAUUAUUACCGACCUCAGGAAGGUAAAUAACCAUUUACAAUACACUCCAAGACCCAUUCCACCAAUACAACAUAUUUUCUCCAACCUCGCUAAUAAAACAAUUUUCUCAUCACUUGACAUCCGUAAAGCUUACCAGCAAAUUCCCAUAAAAGGAGAUAAAUUAGGACUCAUUACAGAAUUUGGUAGUUAUAAAUUCAAUCGACUCCCCUACGGUCUGGCAUCAGCACCCUAUUGGUGGGGCGAAUUUAUUCAAAAUCUUCUAAAACAACUGCCAACAUCCAAAAAUACCACAGUUUCAUAUUAUUACGAUGACCUAGUUAUUGCUUCUUUGACAAUCGCAGACCAUUACUCUACCUUACAAAAUAUCAUGCGCCUUUUAUCUGACCACGGUCUAUCGCUCAGUUAUGAAAAGAUUCAUAUUGCUGAAUCCAAAAUUCAUUUCCUCGGUUACGAAAUUUCACAUAACCGCUUAGCUAUAGAUAAAGACAAGAAAAAUACCAUUGCUCAAUGGGAAUUACCCCAAGAUAAAAAAGCUAUCGAAAAAUUCACAGGUUUUGUAAAUUUCCUUCGAAAUUUCAUCCCCAAUGCCUCAAAACUCUUACAACCAUUUUACCAAUUUGCAACGGGCAAAACUCCAACACAACACAUCAACACGACAAAAUCCGCUAUGACAACCAAUUUCCACCUUAUCAAACAAGCAAUAUUAAAAUCUAUCACAUUAAAGCUAUUUGACCCACAGGCCCCAACGAUCAUCUAUACCGACGCCAGCCUUACGGGUGCAGCUUCAAUCCUAUUACAACCCGAAAACCAAAACGGCAACACCAUACUUUACCCUAUUGCUUUCUAUUCCAUCAGGUUCAAUCCUACCCAACAACGGUACUCUACCGUCGAACGAGAACUAUGGGCAGUAUUGCACACCCUUGAAAAAGCCCGGUUAUUGUUAUCUUCCAAUAUUACAAUAUACACUGACAACCAAGGCAUUAUUAGCAUAGGAAAGACCGAACGAGCCACCCAUCCACGGUUAACCAAAUACCUCGACUUACUCAAUACGUACCGACUAACCUGGAAAUACAUUAAAGGUUCACAAAACUACGUCGCAGAUUACCUCAGCCGAUACGGACUCAGCCAGAAAACCACUCUAAAUCUUGACGAAUGGGAACAACUUGGCACUACUAUUGACCUAGCUACUACACAACUAAAUAACCUUACUAACGAACCCUCCGCUAACGACACAGACCUCAUCAUAAACAAUGUCCACAACCUAUCCUGGUCUCAGAUCCUUGAGAUUCAACAAAUCCUUCGAGAAAACUUACCGGUACCACAAAUAUACCAGAACAUUAUUCACAUAUUUACGUGGGUUAACAACAAUUUUUAUAUCUUUUACCACCAACAACUUCAUCACAUCUUAACCGACAUCGAUUAUAUCCAGAAAGCCACUUCAGCUCACAACAGAUUCCAUGCCAGUCAUCGUGUACUUGAACAAAUCAUGGUUCAAGAAAAGUAUUGGAAUCCCAAACACUCGGUAUUAUUAUUGGAUAUAGUUAGGAACUGCCAACACUGUGAGACAUACCAACGUUUCAUCGACUUACCAGUCGAACUCCCAAAAAUGAAAGUUACUCCACCACUCACCCGAUGGCAUUUCGAUUUUGCGGGACCUCUUCCAUCUUCGAAUGAUUAUCAAUAUUUCAUUCUCGCAGUCGAUUAUACUUCGAAUAUCACAGUUACGAAACCUAUUAAAUCACCUAACUCCUAUGCUGUUACCGAUAUAAUUUUACAAAUAUAUGCUUUAUUUGGCAAACCCCAUGCUAUAAUUACGGAUAAUGCACAAAGUUUUAUUUCUGAUCUUAUUCAAAGAGAAGUAAAAAGACUACACCUAAAUUACUACCAGAGUUCUGUAUACAACCCGAGAGGAAACAGCAAAGCUGAAAGGACCAUUAAAAUGAUAAAAACUGUACUGAAACAUUUGGAACCAAAUCUAGUCAACUGGCCAGCAAAUUUAUACAACGCGACAAACAUAGUCAACAACACUAAAAUGAUAUACGGAUAUGCGCCUUGUGAAAUCGCGUUUGCAAAACAAGCUCAUAUUCCCAAAAAGCAACAUAGCUGGUUACCACUCCAGGAAAGCCAGUCGUCUAUAUCGAUCGAUGCAACAAGUCAAUUUCAACAAGAAGAACAAGUUCAAAUUGCGUUAUUCAACCACAAACUACUACAUGAAGCAAGGAAGAUUACAAAAGAUGAAAGGACUAAGAUUCGCGAGAUGUUGCAUAGAGUUCGCAAAGACAAACAAAAUGAAAUGGAGUUUAUAGUUGGAGACCCCGUGUAUCGAUUAAGGAAAAAGAACAAAAUGCAUGAACCUACUUGGGAUGGUCCAUUUUAUAUAUCACAACAAGUUGGUCAACAUACAUAUAAAAUUAGAACAAAAAAUGGAAUAGAAAAGAAAUACACCUACCAUAGUACCAAAUUAAGACCUGCUUAUUCAGAACAGGGUUCGGCUAUCAGGACGGCAGCGGAAUACACCCGAGUAUAUAACGACCAAGAAAGGGAUUACUAUAUUAAAACCCUCGACGAUAUUAUAAAAGAUAAAGCGUACAAUUCGUCCACGCCAAGAGUUCUUUGA
Molecule: messenger RNA, 4998 nt
Organism: Vanderwaltozyma polyspora DSM 70294
Lineage: Eukaryota; Fungi; Ascomycota; Saccharomycetes; Saccharomycetales; Saccharomycetaceae
Product: Tkp3 protein
Exons: 1
Coding region: 1-4998 (1665 amino acids)
Biological process (GO): DNA integration
Molecular function (GO): nucleic acid binding
Source: RefSeq, a predicted model, not a curated record